AUUGCUGAUAAAUUACCAGGACCACCCACGGCCCAUUUAUUAGGAGAUGCACUGAUAAGCAUACAUGAGCCAGAACAAGCUAUUGCUGUGUUUGAGAAAGCUUUAAAGAAGACACCAAGUGAUGCUGUACUUACUAGUAAAGUUGGCAAUGCCUACAUUAAGAUGCAUAAUUUUAACAAAGCGGUUAGUUAUUACGAAGCAUCUCUCAAAAACAUCGACAAUUCUGUUUUGAAAUGUGAAUUGGCACAACUUUAUACGAAACUACAAAAAUUUGACCAAGCUGAGAGAAUAUUAUUACAGUCGCUCGUAAAUAAACAGAAUGAUGAUGUUGAAAAUAACUUAGAGCUGCUAAGAGACAAUGUUAGCUAUUGUCGGAUUUUAGUAAAAUGUCUACUUGAAAACAAAGCGAUACCACGAAGCCAUUGAAA
Amphimedon queenslandica is the source of this 428-nucleotide messenger RNA. Its product is annotated as tetratricopeptide repeat protein 21A-like. Gene Ontology annotation, molecular function: protein binding. The record is from RefSeq and is a predicted model, not a curated record. The coding region runs from base 163 to 426 and encodes 87 amino acids. Gene Ontology annotation, biological process: protein localization to cilium; intraciliary retrograde transport. Gene Ontology annotation, cellular component: intraciliary transport particle A. NCBI's taxonomy places the organism in Eukaryota, Metazoa, Porifera, Demospongiae, Haplosclerida, Niphatidae. The transcript has 4 exons.